Molecule: messenger RNA, 1227 nt
Organism: Strongyloides ratti
Lineage: Eukaryota; Metazoa; Nematoda; Chromadorea; Rhabditida; Strongyloididae
Product: Glutamine synthetase/guanido kinase, catalytic domain and ATP:guanido phosphotransferase, N-terminal domain and ATP:guanido phosphotransferase, catalytic domain-containing protein
Exons: 1
Coding region: 1-1227 (408 amino acids)
Biological process (GO): phosphocreatine biosynthetic process
Molecular function (GO): creatine kinase activity
Source: RefSeq, a predicted model, not a curated record
AUGACUUCUGUUUACUCAAAUUUUUUGCGUAAUAAUUUUGUAAAGGCAUUUGCUGCAGGUUCUGCUGGUGUUGGUGCUGUAUGGUAUUUAAAUCAAGAUGGAAAAAUCAAUAAGGGAAGUUCUAAGUCAUUAAGUGGUGGAAGUGUUGAUCCAUCAGUUUUAAAAAAAUUAGAAGAAGCUUAUUCUAAAUUAAAUGGACCCGAAGGAAAGGAAUGUAAAUCACUUUUAAAAAAACAUUUAACAAGAGAUACUUUUGACAAUCUUAAGAAUAAAAUAACACCUCUUGGUGGUACACUUCUUGAUGUUAUCCAAUCUGGUGUUGCAAAUCUUGAUUCCAGUGUAGGUGUUUAUGCUCCAGAUCCUGAAGCUUACAAUACUUUUGCUGAACUUUUUGAUAAAAUUAUUAAAGAUUAUCAUGGUGUUGAUCCAAACAAGAAAAAACAACCUCCAGUUGAUAUGAAUUUAGAAAAGUGCAAACAUUUUAAGCCAUUAGAUCCCCAAGGAAAAUAUGUAAUUUCAACAAGAAUCCGAUGUGGUAGAACUCUUAACAAUUUCCCAUUUAAUCCACUUUUAACUGAAGCUAACUACAAGGAAAUGGAAGAAAAAGUACGUAGUUCAUUGGAAUCUGUCCAAGAUCCUGAACUUAAAGGUACAUACUACCCACUCACUGGAAUGACUAAAAAAGUACAAACUCAAUUGAUUAAAGAUCAUUUCUUAUUUAAAGAAGGUGAUCGUUUCCUUCAACAUGCCAAUGCCUGUCGUUUCUGGCCAACAGGACGUGGUAUAUUCCAUAAUUCUGGAAAAACAUUCCUCGUUUGGGUUAAUGAAGAAGAUCAUCUUCGUUUAAUUUCUAUGGAAAAAGGUUCAGAUGUUGGAGCUGUCUUUAGUCGUUUAAUUAGAGGUGUUCAGGCAAUUGAAAAAGUUGUUCCAUUUAAACGAGAUGAAAGACUUGGACAACUUCUUUUCUGUCCAACAAACAUUGGAUGUUCUGUUAGAGCUUCUGUUCAUAUCAAAUUACCAAAAGUUUCAGCUAGAAAAGACUUUAAACAAAUUUGUGAAAAACUUAAUCUCCAAAUUAGAGGAAUUGAUGGAGAACAUUCAGAAAGCAAAGGUGGUGUUUAUGACAUUUCAAACAAAGCUCGCCUUGGAAUUUCUGAGUAUGAAGCUGUCAAACAAAUGUAUGAUGGAGUCAAAAAAUUAAUUGAGAUGGAAGAAGCUGAAAAAUAA